Peromyscus leucopus (white-footed mouse) is the source of this 4597-nucleotide messenger RNA. RefSeq names its product family with sequence similarity 234 member B (gene Fam234b). Bases 362 to 2257 code for a protein of 631 amino acids. NCBI's taxonomy places the organism in Eukaryota, Metazoa, Chordata, Mammalia, Rodentia, Cricetidae. The transcript has 14 exons. The record is from RefSeq and is a predicted model, not a curated record. Gene Ontology annotation, molecular function: protein binding.
GGAGAUGGAGGCAGGAGGAUCAGGAGUUCAAGGUCAUCCUCACCUACAAAGACAGUUUCCAUUAAGACCCUUGUCUCAAAAACAGAUGGACGGACAAACAAAGCCAGAGCCCAGUGACUUGCCAAGAUGGCCCUGGCAGUAAAUAGCACAGGCUCUCGGCACACCGGUCGGACCGCCUGCUGAGCUCUGCACGAGCGACUCAGCCUGGCCCGACACGGGUGACCUGCGGUAGCCGGCGCCUCCUCCCAGCCGUGCUCCCGGCAGGUCACACCUUUCCCGCCCGCAGCCCCACGCGCGGCCCGCAGCGAACUACACUUCCCGGCAGGACGCGGCGCGCGCACGCGCACGGGGGGCCUCCGCCAUGGCGACAGUGCUGUCCAGGGCGCUCAAGCUCCCGGGGAAGAAGAGCCCAGACCUCGGGGAGUACGACCCCCUCACCCAGGCUGACAGCGAUGAGAGCGAAGAUGAUCUCGUGCUUAACUUGCAGCAGAAGAACGGAGGGGUCAAGAACGGGAAGAGCGCCCUGGGGGACCCGCCGGAGCCCGACUCAGAUGCAGACGUGGCUGGGGCUGCGAAGCCACACCUUUCAGAGGUCGUCCCAGAGGGUUUCCCCUCGGAACCGCUUGGGGGUCUGGAGCAGAAGGCCACCUCUUCGCUGGUGUCCUACGUGCGCACGUCUGUCUUUCUGCUGACGCUGGUCAUCUCCAUGGUCCUGGUACUCCUCUGCGCCUUCCUCAUCCCCUGUCCUCCCAGAGACCUGCAUAGCACUUGGAGCCGGCGCCUGGGCUCCCAAGGAGGCGGGGACCUGUCUCCCCUGGAGUUGGCUGACGUGAAUAGAGAUGGCCUUCGGGACGUGCUUCUGUCCUUUGUGACAACCAGGAAUGGGACUGAAGGAGGUGGUGGCUCACAACCGACUGCAGAUCUCGUGUGCCUCUCGGGGAUGAAUGGCAGCACCCUGUGGUCCAGUCCCCUCCCAGAGGAGGCUCAAGAUGUCACCUGCUUGGAUCUGAUGCCGGGAAGCAUGGCCAAAACCAUCUGCCUCGUGACAGGGACACGCAAGAUGCUCAGUGCAUUCAAUGCGACGUCAGGGAAAGUCAUGUGGACCCUGAACCCGAACCACCUGUCCAACGGCACCUUGGCCGCCCCGGUUGUGGUUCUGCCUGACCUGGACGGAGACGGUGCCAGAGACCUGGCGGUGCUGGCCAUUGGAGAACUGCAGCCAGAUCUGUGUUUUCUGCUGGUAUCUGGCCGGACAGGGAGUCCCGUGGGCCGGCCUGUGAAGUACAACAUCGUGGGAGUGGGGAACCUGAUUGGUCCGCAGGUUUACAUCACCACCAGUGGGGCUGUCUACAUCUUGUUUGGCUUUGGAAACAUACAAGCUGUGGCCCUGCGGGACAUUUUUGUUCAGGCCCAAAAUCGAGACAGCUCACCACCCUCUCUGCAGAUAGAAGAGCCGGAAUGGGAGAAGCGCAGAUCUGUCAACCUUUCCGAGCUCAUCGAUGUUUACAGUGAUGGGGUUGAGCUUCUCCAGUUGGUGAAGGCCCCAGAUGCCAACUGCAGCAGCCUCUUGAUCACAACCAGACAAGGCCUGGUCCUGCUUCGGGGACAAGAUCUUACGCCGCUCUGGAAAUUGAGCCUGCAAGGCCUGCGCAGCCAGCCCACUCCUGGGUAUUUCACUGAUGACCAGACAUUGGACUUCCUUCUGCAGACACAGGAUGGAGUUGGGAUGAAAAAGAUGAUGGUGGUGGAUGGUGGCUCUGGCUCCAUCGUCUGGAGUCACAGUAUCCCAUGUCACAUGAAGGAAACACCAACCACUUCUGCAAUUACUUCAGACCAGAAGUCUGUGUUCCUCUUCUGGGCAGAAGCGCUGACUGCAGCUUCUCUGAACUCUGUGAGUGAGAGCAGGAUGGAGGGGGUGGGGGUGGGGCUCCCGCCUCCUGGCCUUUACCACCUUUACCUCCUGCAUCCAACCUUCCCGUCUAUCCUCCUGGACCUGACCAACACCACUGGCAUAGUGACAGCUUCGGAGGUUGGAAUCAACGACAUCUGGAAAGAUGCCUUUUAUGUCACUAGGACCACAGGGAUGAGCCCUGAUGGACACCCCACCUCUCUGGUGAUCAGCAAGCUCAGUCUGCGCUGGGCACUCAUGGAAGGCCAGAUGGUCCAGCUAGAGGAGACCACCCCUAAAAUUGGCCGUGGGGAGCUGAGAAGAUUCCUCUCCAGGAUCAAGUUUGUUGAUUCUCCCUACCAGAUCUAGUGCAGUGAAAUCCAGAUUCAGAAGAACCAUGCAGAGCGGCUCCUGUCCCUCCUGUCAGUUCUCUGGAGAGGUGACGACUUCAGGGUCAUGCAGCACUUGAGGAUCACUGCCCUCUGGCAGCCUGCUGGAGCUGUGUGAUGCAGCAUGAUCUGCUUAGCUGGGAUAUCUCACGACCCUCCCAUCCCUGCACUAACCCCUCCUCCUGGGAACUCUGUGUGGAUAGUUUGGAAAUGUGAAUCUUAGUUUUUUUUUUUUUUUUUUUUUUUGUACCUCUAAUUUAUAAACCCUUGCUGGGAAAUCCAAUGGCCUACAAGCAAGGAUAUAUGUUGUUUUGCAUUAGGCCAUGUAUGUGUGUGUGUGUGUGUGUGUGUGUGUGUGUGUGUGUGUGUGUAACAAAAUCAUUUUUGAGAUAUGCCCCAAGCUUCAGGGAUUCCAUUUCUUGUCCUCUUGAAACUCAUCUGAUUUGGUCAUCUUCGUGUGUCUGGAUGGCCUACCUCCGAGGUCCUGAGGGUCCCUCACCACUCUGUUCUCCCUCUGCCGGUGUUAUGGUUCCUUCUCUAGACAGCAGUGAGCAACACUGGAAGUUAGAAUGGGGCUAGUUAUCCAGUGUGUUCAUCCUUCCAUCUCCUAGACCCUCUACCUCGGUUAAGUGGUCAUGAGAAGACGUUCCUAUCACAGGGAGCGAGGAGAGAGUUUCCGUGACUCCUGACCAGGUCCUUACAUGGUGCCCUGUGGACUUUUGAUGACUCUGCAGCGGCGAGCUUUGCUUCUCCAGUCACGAGAGAAGGGUUUGCAUGCGUGUUGUCCUGGGCUUGAAGGCUGGAAGUCCCAUGGCCUCGUCCUGGCCGCAGCUCCACUCUGCUUGCUCCGAGACUUCUCUAGGGCAUCUCCAUCUCCCCUCCCUUGCUUCCUCUGCUAUUCAGGGAUCUGUUUCUGGACUGUUGAUUCUUGGGUCCAGUAUGCAACCACUCUGCCCUGUGUUCUUCCUUCCUCGUAGAGCCUUUGAAGCAUUAUGUUGAGAACAUUCUCAUGUAAAUACUGUAACUUUUAUAAUGAUCAAGUUCUUUCGGAUUAUCUCCAUUCUUCUGCCUUCUGUGUAAAUGUGUGACCGACCUCUUGUAGUUUGGGAUCUUCCAAAUGUCUCUAUCCCUGUCUGAUAUGCCGUGUGUUCCCAUGGUGGCCAGUGAAAAUGUACUUCUCUUUUUGAGUGAAAACCAGGUAUUCUCCUCACUUGGGUUUGUAUCAUUUUAGCUUAUGUUAAUAAAGGGAUCCCAGAAAACUAGAUUCUAGAUUUAAGGGGCCAUCUAUGAAUUGCCCACAGUAGGUAUUAUGGAUAACAGGAGGUUGGUACUCAGUCCUUCCUGCAGAUUGGCCUCACCAGACUUGUUGGUAUCUCUGCCAUAAGACCCUAGAAGCAUAUUUGGGAGUUGUAUGGGACCAGGUUGACUUUGGGAAGAGGGAACAAUGAAUAGGGCUCCCCUAGAAUCCGGAGGUGACUCUAGGGUCAUGUCUAGUAAGUUGAAUUUCUACUAGUAAAAGGGCUGAAUAUAGUGUGUAGCCAUCUCAGAACUAGAUUAUAGUGGACCAAAUUGUCACUGGUAGUGGGUGGUAGCCUGGUGGAGCUCCCAGAUCGAUGUAUUCUCACAGUGUUGAUAUUCUAAGAAGCCUGCCUGUGUAGGAAGGAAUAUGAUACAGAGAUGCAUGCUUGAUGGAGACCUGUCUGGGUUUACUCUUUGGAGCUGAAGGCUGUUUGUGCUGGCUGAGUCUCAGAUAAGAGGAAGCCACAAAGACAGCAUCACUGAAUUCUCCUUGGUAUUUUGGUAAAUAGCAUCCUAACUUCUCCUUACUAGAAGUGCAAAUCUCUUCCUUGCUAAAUGCAAUGGAAACUCUAGGCUUACUUCCUGUUGCAGCUGGUACAGAAAGGUAGCUGAGGUGAGGCUUUCCGCUGGCCGAUGUGAGUGCUGGCCUCCUGCCAAAUGCCUCCCUACCUUUCCUCCUCCUUGCAGCGACUCACCCAGAUAUCCAAGGGAGAAAUUGCUCCACAUGGGGUGGCCCACAAAUCAGCCGGACCACUAACUACUUAGAAGUAAUACCUUCUACAAUGCAAGGGUCUCCCCUCCGCUCAACCUGUCCUUUCCUUCCUUUAUAAGCCCUCUCCUCUGCCCUGCGCAACAUCCUCACCGCUCCCCAAAGAUACGGUGUGGUGAUACCAGCUAACCCCAGGAAUGUGAAUUGCUGUCCACAUUACCUGUGUUGAGGAGGAGCCAGCGGGUCUGUAGCCAGAAAGCACUGUUUAAAAUGUGAACUGUUACAGAACAAAUAAAUGCUGUGUACAGGAUU